This is a messenger RNA of Micromonas commoda, 1605 nucleotides long. RefSeq lists its product with no specific name. Gene Ontology annotation, cellular component: centrosome. The record is from RefSeq and is a predicted model, not a curated record. The transcript has a single exon. Lineage: Eukaryota; Viridiplantae; Chlorophyta; Mamiellophyceae; Mamiellales; Mamiellaceae. The coding region runs from base 1 to 1605 and encodes 534 amino acids.
AUGAAGGGACCGAGCGACGCCCAGCGAGAGGCGCUCGGCAGGCUCCAUCCCUCCCCCGAGCUUGUGAAGUUCUAUCGCGACCGAGUAAAUGACUUCGAGCGCGAGCGCGACGAGCUCAUUCAGCGCGUCGACGCGGUGGGCAUCCGACGCUCGGAGCUUCACCAGGCAGAGUGGGAGCUCAAGAAGCGCACCGACGAGGUGACGGACCUGCAGAAGGCGCUCAGCGACGCGCACGCGUAUCUGUUCGAGGAGCGAGAGCGACUACUCAAGAUUCAGACAGAGAACGAUGAACUCAAGCUCCAGGAGGCGGAGGACCGCCACAGGAUCCAGCACCUGCUCGGCCUCCUGAACCCGGGCGUCGAGGGCAUCAGCUUCUCCAGGGAUCCUCCGCCCGGGCCAGUUGAAACCGACCCAAACGCGCCCCCGUCCAAGAAUGCCCCGCAGGGGUCGGGGAUCAUUCGCCCGAGGAAAGGUCCAGUUCCCCAACCCACCCGCAAGGAUCAGAUCCCCAGGACCAGCAAGACCACCAAGACGGUGUACCUCCCGGCGGAGGACUCACACGACUCGCUCCUGCUCAAGAUUGACCAGCUGCAGACGCAGCUCGCAGAUCAAAAGCGGUUCGCCAACGAGCGCAUCGCCGCGCUCCUCGAGGACCGCAGGAUCAGAGAUGCGGACGAGGUGAUGAUGAAGGAGGCGGCAGAGAAGCGGGCGGCUGAUCUGGCGGAUCGCCUGAAGAGGACCGAGCUUCUGCUGAUGAAGGCGACAAAGGACCACAUCAUGCAGCGGGUGUCGCCGUACAUCCUUGAGGAGCAGCAGCAGCUCCUCGAGAUCGAGCUGAAGAAGCUGGCGGGGGCCAAGGAGGAGAUGAAGACGACCAUUGAACAGUCCGCGGUGGAGGCCAAGCAGGUGGCCAAGGCGGAGGCAGAGAAGUACGUGGACCAGUUUAAGGAUCAGCUCCAGCGCCGAUCAGCGAUCGCGACUCAGUACGAGCAGCGCAUCGCCGACCUGGAGGAGGAGGUCAAGAAGCAGAAGAAGAAGCAGCGAGACCUGGAACAUCGCAGGACAAUGGAUAUAGAGGGGUUCACGAGCGAUGUGACAACGCUCAGGCGGUUGCUCAGCGCUGUGGACAGACGGCUUCAUCAGACCAGGCUCGUUCAGCGCCUGGACGACGAUGAGCGCCUCGACAUGCUCCUCGAGCAACUGGAGCAGAGGUCCCCUGACCCGGCACCUUUGCCAGGGAAGCCCAACUGGGAUACCUCUGUGGGUAAGGCGAAGAAGGGGAAGAAGGUUGCCGCGGAUGCCCACGGGGUGGCGUACGACAUUGAUCACAUUCGCAGCGCUCUCGGGUCAGUGGAGGAUAGGCUGACAGAAGCCAGGAACGCUCAGGCUGAGCGGGCCAAGGCGAGCGCGAGCACUAUCAGGAUUAUCCCGGAUCGCAAACCGAGUGGGGAAGAAAAUAGGGGGGCGAAAGAGUACAUCGAUAGGAGGGCGGCGGUGCAGGCGGAGGCGAGGGCAGCCGGGAUUGAAACGGGGGGUAAGCCCAAGGUCAGGGCGAGGCCGAUGACUGCGCUGCCUGACAAGCCGAAACCGUUCUAUCUGCGUUGA